Daldinia caldariorum is the source of this 1179-nucleotide messenger RNA. Its product is annotated as Fcf1-domain-containing protein. Bases 285 to 893 code for a protein of 202 amino acids. NCBI's taxonomy places the organism in Eukaryota, Fungi, Ascomycota, Sordariomycetes, Xylariales, Hypoxylaceae. Gene Ontology annotation, cellular component: small-subunit processome; nucleolus. The record is from RefSeq and is a predicted model, not a curated record. The transcript has 3 exons.
CGUGCUGUGGAACGUGCGCAUGGACCAAGCUCGAACGCCAAGGGCCUUAGGUAGGUACCUAGAACGUACGGUUUACGGCUAAUCUGAUAUUCCACCUUCCAGGGCGGUCAAGAUUUUCAUAGGCGGCAGAUUUUACGUUGCUAGGUAGGUAUCUUCGAUAACGAAACAAUCCAUCCAAGCAUCCAAUCCCGCCACAAACCCUGCGACACUUCGCUUGACGUAACUCCGGAUUCCUCGCCUUCCGCAACAGGACUUCGUCCUUUUGUUCAAAAACACGCAGCAUCAUGGGUGUCGCAAAGAAGACGCGCAAGUUCGCACAGGUCAAGCGCAUAAUCUCUCGCCGCGACUCGCGCCUGCAAGAGAACCAAAAGAAAGCAGCGGACAAGCUCGCCGCGACCAAAGCGUCCACCUCCACCACCUCCGGAUCCGACGUCGUCGCCCGGCGGGAAGUCCCGCAGCUGCCGUCGUCGCUCUUCUUCCAGCACAACGAGGCGCUGGUGCCGCCGUACAGCGUGCUCGUCGACACCAACUUCCUCAGCCACACGGUGCAGCGCAAGCUGCCGCUCCUCGAGUCCAUGAUGGACUGCCUGUACGCCAAGUGCACGCCCAUCAUCACCAGCUGCGUCAUGGCCGAGCUCGAGAAGCUCGGCCCCAAGUACCGCAUCGCCCUAAGGAUCGCGCGCGACGAGCGCUGGGAGAGGCUGCCGUGCGAUCACAAGGGCGUGUAUGCCGACGAUUGCAUCGUCGAUCGGGUCAUGAAACACCGCGUGUACAUCGUCGCGACCAACGACAAGGAUCUCUGCCGCCGGAUACGCAAGAUCCCCGGUGUCCCCAUCAUGAACGUCGCUCGGGGGAAGUACGUGAUCGAGAGACUGCCCGGUGCUCCUCAGUAGCCUCCUUACCUGGUAGUCAGUCGAUCGGAAUUUAUAAGAUGGGAUAUAAUACGCAUUACAUGCAUGCCAUGCCAUGCCAUGCGCGAACAUAAAUAAGUCUUUACAUAGAAUUACAGGUGUCUCGGCGUUAGAUAUUAUUAAGGGGCUAGCUUUUACGGCAUACCGGACGGCGUUAUAGGUAGAUAAAAAAAAAAGAAGAGGCAAUCGAUUCAGCUACAGUAGCUACAAUACAGAGCAAUCAAGUGUGCGUGCGGGCGUAUGUACACAGUAUGUAUCCGAGUGUGAG